AUGCCGUCCACGAAAGUCGUCGUCGUCGCGCUCUAUCGGUCGCUCCUGCAGAGUGCGAAGGUGCUGGACACCCACGCGGCCUUCAAGGCCGUGCUGCCCCGCGAGGUGGAGUGGCAUCACGGAUCCAAGUGGUGCGACUUUUUUGGCUCGGGCUCCUCGUGUACAGACGCCGUUCGUUCUGGUUUUCGAGGGAUCGAGAACACGCGCGACAUUGACAAUUCACUUGAUGAGGCGCUACAGAUCAACAAGAUGGUGUUGGAGCGUGUGCAGCUGCUGUAUUGCGACGAGGGCGACCGCCACGUGCUGAGGUUCGCGGAAGUGUUGCACCCCACGACGUUUGACGAGAAGUACGAGUGGGAGAAGCAGCAGCUAAACAAGGAAAAGGAAGGAGAUCUGUGUGGCGCAUUGGAGCUGAUCCAGAGUGCGUCGGCGUUACUGGCGAGCGAGGAUCUUGACAUGGCGGACAGGACGAGACUUGCCAAAGCCUACUACGUCGAGUCGUUAAAAUUGUUCGAGACGGCAGAUGCUCACGCGUAUCUUGGCUGGCAUUUCUACUUGGACGGGAAAGUAGACGAAGCAGUGCGAGAAUGUCAGCGUGCGAUUCAAAUGGAUCCAGCGUUCGGAAACCCGUACAACGAUCUCGGACUUAUUCGCGUUGCACAAGGCAAGGCAGAAGAGGCGCUGCAGCUGCUUCUACAAGCCAUUGCCGCACCGCGUAAUGACGUGAGGCACUACGCGUGUCAGAAUCUUGCAGCGCUGCAUCUGGAAAACAAUCGAGUCAAGCCAGCGUUGCAUAAGUAUAUCGAGUCGUUGUACUGGAUAGGGCCGAACGAGCAGGUGGCGACAGCGAUUCGAAACACAAUAAGCGAUCUCGGGGAUGUCGUAAUCGCGUUGGCGUCGUGCAAGAAUGACACGGAAUGA
Molecule: messenger RNA, 921 nt
Organism: Hyaloperonospora brassicae
Lineage: Eukaryota; Oomycota; Peronosporomycetes; Peronosporales; Peronosporaceae
Source: the annotation of a GenBank genome assembly